Molecule: messenger RNA, 2693 nt
Organism: Tinamus guttatus (white-throated tinamou)
Lineage: Eukaryota; Metazoa; Chordata; Aves; Tinamiformes; Tinamidae
Source: RefSeq, a predicted model, not a curated record
AUGCACCUCUGCAGCCUGUCCGUGUUUCUCCUGAAGCUGAUGUUCCUGUAUGCAAUGACGGGGAAAAACUGCACGGGUGAUUCCUGGAUAUCCCGGGAUUCUUUCCUGUCUGAAGCUGUUGGUGGCCGGUGUCUGGGUGCUAACACGGUGCUCGUCCCCCCGGCAGUGCUGUGCAAGCAGAGCCAGGACAUGGAGGCCCCCGCGCAGAUCCAGCCACUGCCACAGCCGACGCUGCCGCCGGCUGCGCCGAUCCCGGCCCCUCAGGGAACUCCCUCCGUGGAGGAACUCAUCCAGCAGAGCCAGUGGAACCUCCAGCAGCAGGAGCAGCACCUCCUCGCCAUGCGGCAGGAGCAAGUUACAUCAGCAGUAGCCCUUGCAAUUGAACAACAAAUGCAGAAAGUUUUAGAGGAAACCCAGUUAGAUAUGAAUGAGUUUGACAACUUGUUGCAGCCAAUAAUUGACACGUGCACAAAAGACGCAAUCUCGGCUGGCAAAAACUGGAUGUUUAGUAAUGCAAAGUCUCCUGCCCAUUGUGAGCUGAUGGCUGGGCACCUGCGGAAUCGCAUAACGGCCGAAGGAGCCCACUUCGAGCUCCGGCUGCAUUUGAUCUACUUGAUCAAUGAUGUACUGCAUCACUGCCAGCGGAAGCAGGCACGAGACCUUCUGGCUGCUUUGCAGAAGGUGGUUGUGCCCAUCUAUUGUACCAGUUUCCUAGCAGUGGAGGAGGAUAAGCAACAGAAAAUCGCCAGACUUCUCCAGCUGUGGGAGAAAAAUGGGUACUUUGAUGAAUCAAUUAUUCAGCAGUUACAGAGCCCGGCUCUUGGACUUGGCCAGUACCAGGCAAAUUUGAUCACAGAGUAUGCAACGGUAGUACAGCCUGUACAGGUAGCCUUUCAGCAGCAGAUACAGAACUUGAAGACUCAGCAUGAAGAAUUUGUGAACAGUUUAACACAGCAGCAGCAGCAGCAGCAGCAACUACAAAUGCCCCCGCUAGAGAAUGAGGUGAAAUCAACCCCGCCACCACAGGCCCCCACAUCAGCACCAAACACCGCUCCGCCGUCUGUUCCAGUUACGCAAGCAGAUGAUGGUAAAUCUCAGAUGCCGCUGUCUGGUUCUACAGAAUAUGACACUACAGGGUCUGGAGUGCAGGAUCCUGCCUCAGGAGGACCGCGUGGCCCCGGGUCUCAUGAUCAGAUUCCGCCAAAUAAACCACCCUGGUUUGACCAGCCUCACCCUGUUGCACCCUGGGGUCAACAACAGGGACCUCCUCAUUGUCCUCCGUGGAAUAACAACCAUGAAGGAAUGUGGAAUGAACAGAGAGAUCAAGGUUGGAAUAACCAGCGAGAGACACCUUGGAACAACCAGCCAGAUCCUUCUUGGAACAACCAGUUUGAAGCACCAUGGAACAACCAGCACGAACAACCUCCAUGGGGUGGGGGUCAAAGGGAACCUCCAUUUCGAAUGCAGCGGCCACCUCACUUCAGAGGCCCAUUUCCUCCACAUCAGCAACAUCCCCAAUUCAACCAGCCCCCGCAUCCGCAUAAUUUCAACCGCUUCCCACCUCGCUUCAUGCAGGAUGAUUUUCCACCUCGCCAUCCCUUUGAAAGGCCUCCUUAUCCUCAUCGUUUUGAUUACCCCCAGGGGGAUUUUCCUCAAGAAAUGGGCCCUCCUCAUCAUCACCCUGGUCACAGACUGCCUCAUCCCGGGAUCAGCGAGCACCCUCCGUGGGGAGGGCCGCAGCACCCCGACUUCGGGCCUCCGCCGCACGGCUUCAAUAACGGGCAGCCUCCUCACAUGCGGCGACAAGGGCCCCCGCACAUGAACCACGAUGAUCCCAGUCUGGUGCCAAAUGUUCCCUACUUUGACCUUCCCGCCGGACUUAUGGCUCCACUUGUGAAACUUGAAGAUCAUGAGUAUAAACCUUUAGAUCCUAAAGAUAUACGUCUUCCACCCCCAAUGCCCCCCAGUGAGAGACUCCUGGCUGCGGUUGAGGCAUUUUAUAGUCCACCAUCUCAUGACAGGCCUAGAAACAGUGAAGGCUGGGAGCAGAAUGGACUGUACGAAUUCUUCAGAGCUAAAAUGAGAGCGAGGCGGAGGAAAGGUCAGGAGAAGAGAAAUAGUGGGCCUUCUCGGUCUCGCAGUCGCUCGAAAAGCCGAGGUCGAUCGUCCUCCCGGUCCAAUUCCCGCUCUUCAAAAUCAUCUGGCUCCUACUCGAGGUCCCGAUCUCGCUCUUGCUCUCGGUCCCGCUCCUAUUCACGGUCUCAGUCCAGGAGCAGGAGCAGGUCCCGCUCUUCUCACAGCCGUUCGCGCUCACGGUCGAGGUCGCGAUCGAAGUCCUACUCCCCAGGAAGGCGACGCCGGUCGCGGUCUCGCAGUCCCACUCCUCCUUCUUCUGCUGGCUUGGGGUCCAGUUCUGGGCCUCCUAUACCAGAAUCAAGACUUGGAGAAGAGAAUAAAGGCCAUCAAAUGCUAGUGAAAAUGGGAUGGAGUGGAUCUGGUGGAUUGGGAGCCAAGGAACAAGGGAUUCAGGACCCAAUUAAAGGAGGAGAUAUCCGAGACAAAUGGGAUCAAUAUAAAGGAGUGGGAGUUGCAUUAGAUGACCCUUACGAAAACUAUCGAAGAAAUAAAAGCUACUCAUUUAUUGCACGCAUGAAGGCCAGAGAUGAAUGUAAGUGAAUGUUACUGAGCAAUUU